This is a messenger RNA of Nannospalax galili (Upper Galilee mountains blind mole rat), 1923 nucleotides long. It is a transcript of the gene Atg101, whose product is annotated as autophagy related 101. Lineage: Eukaryota; Metazoa; Chordata; Mammalia; Rodentia; Spalacidae. Gene Ontology annotation, cellular component: phagophore assembly site. The record is from RefSeq and is a predicted model, not a curated record. The transcript is spliced from 3 exons. The coding region runs from base 984 to 1640 and encodes 218 amino acids. Gene Ontology annotation, biological process: autophagosome assembly; autophagy.
GAGCAACAGCAGAGCUGUUAAGACUUACAGGAACCGUCACCCGCUCGGUCACAGUAGAGCUUCAGGUGGUCCUCCUGUAUGGAGAUAAAGACCCUUUUUCCAGAAUCUUUGUGUGGGUCCAAGAUCAGUGCCCUGUUACGCACGCUGGGCCAGCUCAAGUUUUGAAAUCCACUCAGCGUCGUGCAGCACACGGCCGUGCACUCAGCUCCAGGACCCUUUCUAGAUGUUCGGCCUUUCAUCUUGGGUUCGAGUUCAGAGCUCUCAGCGCCGGUGAGUCCUCUCACCCACGAGAGGCAACAGAGAGCACAUCUGGUCCCUUUCCCUCUCGUCUCUAUGGCGGAAGUGAGUUGUCCCAAGCGAAACAACAACAAUCUCGCCGGUGGGAGUGAGUGGACUGAUCCAAGUGAGAAGGAAUCUUUCUUCUCAAGUCUUACAGUCCGAAGAACAAUCAGAAAAAAAUAGCACUCAAGUUACGGAGCAAUACGUGGGCGGGUGUGGCUUGGGCGAGUUUCCCGACGCGGUGCGCGGCUGCAAGGGUGUCGGGCGGGGCGGAACCGGGUCGCCCCCGCUGCUGUUGCGGAUGGUUCCUUCCGGUGCCGCCCUCCCAGCCCCGCGGUGUUUCCGGUCUCCGCUCCGCCCUGGCCUUGGGGUUGCUGGCCUGGCGGGAGGUCGUUGAUGUAGCUGGCCGGCGGCGGAUGCGCGUUCUAGGAGGGAGAGGACUGUCCUAACCGUGUGCGCGGCUCCUGAGGGAGGAGCGACGCGUCCCGACUCCCCGGACGGCUGAGCUUCGCAGGCAGCGACUCUGUGUCCCGGCGGAAUUUUGUGUGGAGCCCAGUAACUUGUUUUUGCCUUUAGUCUGUCCGGGAAGACCCAGCGUCAGUGCGCAGACUUCCUGAGGGAGGAGCAUUGGAGGCCGGGAGAUCCCAGUCUGAACGACCCGCGCUUCAGCCUCUACGCGCCUUGUCUCCAGCCCUGGCUGCAAGAUGAACUGUCGCUCUGAGGUGCUGGAGGUGUCAGUGGAGGGGCGGCAGGUGGAGGAGGCCAUGCUGGCUGUGCUUCACACAGUGCUUCUGCACCGCAGCACAGGCAAGUUCCACUACAAGAAGGAAGGCACUUACUCCAUUGGCACUGUGGGCAUCCAGGAUGUCGACUGUGACUUUAUUGAUUUCACCUAUGUUCGUGUCUCCUCUGAGGAGCUGGACCGGGCCCUACGCAAGGUUGUUGGGGAAUUCAAGGAUGCACUGCGGAACUCAGGUGGUGAUGGACUGGGCCAGAUAUCCUUGGAGUUUUAUCAGAAGAAGAAGUCUCGCUGGCCUUUCUCAGAUGAGUGUAUCCCUUGGGAGGUGUGGACAGUCAAAGUACACGUGGUAGCUCUGGCCACAGAGCAGGAGCGGCAGAUCUGCCGGGAGAAGGUGGGCGAGAAGCUCUGUGAGAAGAUCAUCAACAUUGUGGAGGUGAUGAACCGGCACGAGUACCUGCCCAAGAUGCCCACGCAAUCCGAGGUGGACAAUGUGUUUGACACAAGCUUGCGGGAUGUGCAGCCCUACCUCUACAAGAUCUCCUUUCAGAUCACUGAUGCCCUGGGCACCUCAGUCACUACCACCAUGCGUAGACUUAUCAAAGACACCCUUGCACUGUAGGCCUUGUAGGAGAGGACCUUUGGAACUCCUUGAUAGCUCUGGGAAUUUGUACUGUUGGGCUCUUGGGGCUGUGGAACCUGCUCUAGGUGCUUGGUGAGACUUGGAAGAGACAGCCUUUGGUGUCCUUGUGGUUGCCAGCCUCUGCAGCUCCCUGUAACCUUUGUUGGUGGUCAGGUCCUGCAUACAGGCUCUCUACACCACUGAUGGGGUUCCCCUUCUAUCUACACUGUACAGAUCUACCAUAGGGGUAGCAAAUAAAGUUGCAACAUGAGUUUGGGCUUAA